Entamoeba dispar SAW760 is the source of this 2844-nucleotide messenger RNA. RefSeq lists its product as uncharacterized. Bases 1 to 2844 code for a protein of 947 amino acids. The transcript has a single exon. The record is from RefSeq and is a predicted model, not a curated record. NCBI's taxonomy places the organism in Eukaryota, Evosea, Mastigamoebida, Endamoebidae.
AUGAAUCUAGAGAUACAGAACGAAAUAAGUGUUACAAAACAAAUAUCUAACUUUCUUUAUACCCUUCAAACAAAGGGAAUUGUUGCAACAAAAAAUUCAGUUAAUUUAUUUCUUAAAGAAAAUAAAUUACCACUAUCAGUAAAUUUUGGAAGUACUGGGUUUUAUUAUGAAAGAAGAGUUGUUCCAUUAAUUAAACAAGAAAGAGAAUACGAUUGUUCUAUAAAGAGACAGGAAAUAUUAAAUCAAAUUAAAAUAACUCCAAAAGAAUGUAUUUUUUCAUUAGAAGAAUAUGGAUAUCAGAAUUAUCGAGAUAAAAAAAUGUAUGUUAUCACUAGAAGAUCUCUUAUUCAGUAUAGUGAAAGAUUUGAAUUAGGUAGAGAAUCUAAAUUGUCUAAUAAAGUAAUGAUUAUAGGAUUAGAUGGAUUUAAGUUUGAAAUAUUUCAUGUUAAAGGAGAGUAUUAUACAUUUGAUCAAAUGAAAGAAUGGUUUAUUAAGAAAGUAAUACCACAAAUAAUUAAUAGAAAAAUGAAGUUUCAAGGAAAAAGAUUUAUUUUAUUAGAUGAAUAUUUUCAAGAAGGUUUCAAUAAUAUGAAAGAACUUAAGAAUUGUAAUAUUGAAUUAAUCUUUUUAAAUCACUCUGAAACCAAGAAAUUAAAUCCUUUAACUCUUGCACUUAAUGAUUAUGAAUUAGAUUAUUCAGAGUUAAAAGAAGAAGUAUUAGAUAUGAUAUGUACUAAAUGUGGGUUAUUCGAAAGUAAUUUUAUAAGAAGUUUAUCUAAAACAAAUGAUAAUCAAAGAGUUGAGGAUAAAGAAAAAACCUGUAAAAGAUUUAAUAAUGAAUUAAGAAGUGUUAAUAUAAAUAAAAAAAUAAAUAGUGUAGAUACUAAAACAAAUAUGAAAAAAGAUUUCAAUGAUAAUUUUUUAUUAAUUCAAAGAAUAAUAAAAGAAGAAAAUACAUUUUCAGAUAUUAGUAGUUGGUCAGAAAAUGAUGAUAGUAUCAUUGAAAUCCCAGCACUAACUAAGAUAAAAAGAAGAAAAGAAAUUGAGUACAUUUUAGAUGAAGAUUUUUAUGAAGAUAGUUCAUUAAAGGAAUUAGUUGAUGAGAAUGAGAUUUAUAGUGAAGAGUCUGAUUUAUUUAUUAAGAAGAAAGAAGAUAUUACCAAAAAGUUUUAUUUGCAACUUACAAAAGAGCAAAAAAAAAUUUAUCAUUGGUAUGUUAAACGAUAUUCUGAGAAAGAGUCAAUGGUUUUAAAAUUAUUAGAGAGAAAUAUUCAACAAGAAAUUAAAAAAGAAACUCAAAGAAAAGAAUUUAAAAUAAUAAAUAAUGCAUUUGAACAAUUUAUAUUUCUUUAUCUAAGACAUCCUUAUGAUAUAGAAGAAAUAGAUAAAAUUUUUCAUAAUAGAUUUAUAGUACUUGAAGAUUCUUUAAUUUUUAUAUCAAAAGAAAAACUCAAUCAAUUUAUUUUUCAAUUACAAAAUACUGAAAGAAUUUAUGGAUUUCUUAGUGUUAAUCAAAUACAUUCAAUAGCACAAAAAAAUGGAAUAAAUUUUAAUUAUAAUUUAGUUAAUGAAUUUAAUGUGUUUGGAUGGAGAGAAAUUGUAGAUCCAAACAUAAUAUUCUAUCAUGACCUUAAUGGUUAUAACAUUGAAAAAAUAGGAGAUGAGUAUAAAAAAAGUUUUAUUGAAAAAUGUAAAGGAGUACCAAAAUCAUUCAUUUUUUGUAUUGGUAAUUUUGGUGGAAUACUUGAUUUGUAUAAACCUCCUAGAUUAGUUGUUAAUAAAUCACUUCAUUUAGAAGAUUUUGUUAAUGAUUUAAAAGAACAUCCAACACAUAUGGAAAGACAAUACCCUGUUUUAUUUCAUGAAGGUAUGUUAUUAUCGAAUGUAAUAGGAUGUAUAUGCGCUGAUGGAACAAGUAUUAAUCCUUUAUUAGUUUGUUCAAAUCAAAACCAAGAAGAAGACUAUUCAGAGAAAGAGAAUGAACAUAUUUUUAUAGGAACAACAUAUAACAUGUAUUGUGAUAUAAAUAACUUUAAAGAAUGGUUCAGAGAGAUUGUUAUUAAAGAAAUUAAUAAAAAGAAAAAUACAAAUAAAUAUUCUUCAAAAAUAAUAUUUAUUGCAAAUGAACAUCUCAAAGAAUAUUUUGAAGAUAAAGAAAUUAAAUUAUAUAUUAAUAUGGAAAAAAUUGAAAUAAUUUAUAAUAAACAAGAAAUUAAUUAUUAUUGGAAUCCAAUUGAUACUUUUAUUCAUUUAAUGGUAAAUGAUGCAUUUGAAAGAAGAAUAAAUCAAAGAAUUAUUGGGACAAUUUCAGAUUAUCGUAAAACUAAAAUGUCAUGGAUUAUUAAAGCAAAUCUAAAUUCAAAUAUUAUUCAUAAAAGUUUUCAAUCAAUUGGAUUAAAAAAUAAUUUAGAUAAAGAUAAAUUAGAAUUUAUGUCUAAAGAAGAACAAAUUGAAUUUAAUAAAUUAAAAGAAAAAGAGCUUCAUCAACCUAUUCAAAUUCAAUUAAGAAAACAAAAAUUUUCUUUUGAAAUAAAAUAUACAAAACCAUUAUAUAGAACAAUAUUAAGUUGUAUAUUAAAACAUAUUGAAUGGAAUAUGUUAGAUAAUAAAUAUGACCUUUAUGACUAUUUUCUAAAUAACUAUCCUUUCUUUAAAAACACUAACUUUGAUCAAUUUCUUGAAUAUCAAAAACCAAAACAACUUUCUUAUGAACAAAUUAAUCAAUUUAUGAAUAAAAGUAAAUGGGAUGAAAUUGAUACUGAAGAAGAUACAAUUGAAAUAUAUGAACCAUCACCAAAUUUGAGAAUUCAACAAAUUUGUGAAUUAGAUGUUGAUGAUAUUUAA